CUCACCAGUUGUGCCGCCACCGCCUCGUGCUCCGGCUGCACCGCGCUGCCCUGUGCCCUCCACACUGCAAGUGCACGCGAAGUGCACGCGAAGUGCUCCACGUCCAUCAGAGUGCGUGGCUCCACCAAGCAGCCCGCCACCCGCACUGGCCUAGCCCAGCGUCGCCAACCGCCUAUGAUGGUGAUGCGAGACGGUCGGACAAAAGUGUUAUUCACCUGCUACUUCGAGUGCCUCAUUUGACUGGCCGGCCCCCGGCAGUGACACGCCAGUGACACGCCAGUGACAAGUCAGUGACAAGUCAGUGACAGUGAAGAACAGGGGGAAGGACCAGGAGGAGGAGGAGGAGGAGGCGGAGGAGAAGAAGAGGCAGCCGAAGAUCGAUCAUCGACGGCUGCAGGCAGCUCGCCCCAGACUCCGUGCACGCCGUGUUGCUGCACGUCCAUUUGACGGCGUGCGGAGCCUAGCGCGGGCCACCCCUCAGGGCGUCCCUUCUGGGCACUAGGGCAAACCCUUCAGGGCAAACCCUUCAGGGCCAACCCUUCAGGGCCAACCCUUCAGGGCCACCUCCGGCGACAUGUUGAUGAAAAAAUGGCGCCAACACCUUGCUGCCAUUCUUGCCAACCACACGACCUUGGUGGCGGGACUGGUGCUGGGCUGGACGUCGCCCGCGCUGCCGGGCCUCAACCUCACCAACGACCAGGAGUCCUGGGUGGGCUCGCUGGCGCUGCUGGGCGCGCUGCUGGGCGCCGUGCCGGCGGGCUGCCUCACGGACCGCUUCGGCCGGAAGAGGUUCCUGCUCUCGCUGUCCCUGCCCUUCAUCCUGGGCUGGGGGCUCAUCGUGGCCGCGCUGUGGGUCGACACGAAGGCUGACGUGUGGAUGCUGUACGCGGGCCGCCUGAUCUGCGGGCUGGCGGUGGGCGCCACCACGGUGGCCGUGCCGCUCUACACCAACGAGAUCGCCGAGGACAAGGUGCGGGGCGCGCUGGGCGUGUACCUGGACAUGAUGCUGACGACGGGCAUCCUUGUGGUGUACUGCCUGGGGGCGGCCUUCGACGCGCUGUGGCUGUCGGCCAUCUGCGCCGCCACCAGCCCCGUGCUGGCCGUCGCCUUCCUCUUCAUGCCCGAGUCCCCCACGUACCUACUGGCUGACGGCAAGCCCGAGAAGAGCGAGAACGCGCUGCGAUGGCUGAGGGUGCGGCGCGCGGACGACACCGAGAUCCAGCUGGAGCUGGCGCGCAUCCGCUCCAUCGUGGAGUCGGGCGCGCAGGGCGGCGGCCCCCACGCCAACGGCCACCCCAACGGCGUCCCCGGCGUGGCCAACGGGCUGGUCUCGGACAAGGAGGUGGCGGCGGCCGAGUGCGGCGCGUCGCAGGGGCUGACGGCCACGCCGGCCGUGGCCGUGGCCGGCGACGACAUGAAGUCGGCCCUGCGGAAGGUGGUGGACCACGUGGCGUGCCGGACGCCCACCGGCAAGGCCUUCUUCAUCGUCAUGGGGCUCAUGACCUUCAUGCAGCUCAGCGGCAUCGACGCCGUCAUCUUCUACCUCGGCGAGAUCUUCAGAGACGCCGGCAGCACCAUGUCGCCGCUGUACGCGUCCAUCGUGGUGGGCUUCGUGCAGGUGGUGGCCAACGUGUCCUCGGCCAUCGCCGUGGACCGCGUGGGCCGCCGCGUGCUGCUCAUCCUGUCCGAGGCCCUCAUGGCGGCCUCCCUCGCCUCGCUGGCCCUCUACUUCCACCUGCGGGACGACCGCCACAUCAACGUGUCGGCGGAGUACGGCUGGGUGCCCAUCGUGGCGCUGUCCGUGUUCGUGUGGGUGUUCGCCUUCGGCAUCGGCUCGCUGCCCUGGUUCAUGAUGGCCGAGCUGCUGCCCACCGAGGCGCAGGACUGGGGCUCCUCGUCCGCCAUCUGCCUCAACUGGUCGCUGGGCUUCCUGGUCACCAACGUCUUCGGCUCCAUGAUCCGCGACAUGGGCGCGGCCGCCACGUACGGCGUCUUCUGCAGCAUCUGCGUGCUGGGCACGCUCUUCAUGGCCUUCCUGGUGCCCGAGACCAAGGGCCGGUCGCCCGACGAGAUCCAGCGCCUGCUCGAACUGCCCACCCGGCAGCUCGGCACCCGCAGCGCCCUCAAGAAGAAGGACAAGUCCAACAAGACCAGUAAGGUGUAGCCUGUCGGCCUGUCCGCCUGCUGGGUAGGCCUCCCUUCAUACUGCCCCGCCGCCCCGCCGCUGUGUAGGGCGCUCCGACGCCCGGCAGUGCUGCCAAAGGAGUCGGCGAAAAUGGCCCACGAGGCGCCAGUGCCGACAGGGGUGCCAACCCCAACCUGCCUUGGUCGGCAGGACUGCCUUUUGGCGGCACUGGUGCGUCGUGGGCAAUUUUUGCUUCUUUAAGUGGCAUCACUGGAGUCGGCGCCGCUGCUCGCGCCAGCUGCCUGAACCGAGUCAGAAACUGUCAAGGAGGCCAGCACCUUCCCCCGCGCUGUCCGGUCUCGAACCUUGUUGCUGCGAACAGUUGCAGCGUGUCAGGCCUGACCCAGGCAAUGUACAUUUCUUUGUGAGUACUGUAUUGUUUGACUUGGAUUCGUGACGCAUUUCGUUUUGUACCCGAUGUAUGUACCUCGUCACACCGAGCCAGCCUCCGCUUGCAGCAGGACUGCAGCGUCGAACAUGUGCCGUAAAGUGAAGACAAAGUCGCCCAGAUACCAUGUCUGUGAAUGUUGAGUAGGCGGAUGUAUGUGCGCGUGUAAAAGUGUAUAUAUGUAAUCAUGCAUGUGUGAGUGAGUGUGUGAGUGAAGCGUUUGUGUGUCCGUGCGUAUGUGUCUGCGUGCGAGUCAGAUUUGACGAUAUUAUUUGAUAAAAUGCUAAGUAUGUGUUAGUCUGCGUGGCAUCCUGUGGUUUCCACGACUAAAUGUUAAAAUAACAUUACUAUUGUCAUGCUGGGCCAAAGACCCUGGGCUGUUAAUCAUUUUGUUGAGUUUUGUGAUUAUUUAACAGUAUUGGUACGCACCGUGGUUUAUCCUUUACAUUCAUAACAUCCAUGAUUUCGUCUUUCAUUCCCCACAUUCACCAUUCUCCCCCACGCGUCGUUUAACUUUAUUCAUUUGUUGUAGGAUUUAAAGAAAAUAACACUUUGAAACCGUUAUUUGUGUUUCUUUAGCGGAAGGAUUGGUGUCGCCUGUGAAGUUUCAGCCAUGUAACAAUUUGCACAAAAAAGACAAUACAUAUUUUACAUAUCGUUGCACUUUGCGCAACAAAAACAACUAGAUUUGCCCUUUGUUUAGAGACUUUUUGAAUGACUCCUAUUAAAAAUAUUUUUAAUAACAAUAUUAGCAGUACCAUAACUUGUGGGAAGGCCGUGCGCCCGUGUGCAACUCCAUUUGUACUCCUAUGCAAAUUUAGAAAUGUGAUGCUAGUUUAUGUUUACAAGUAGAAUUUAUAUCAAAUUAUAUCUAUAUGUUAAUAAUAAAAUAAGAGACUAUUUUUGUUGAAUGCUUUUAUAGAUGAUCUGACUAUUGACGCCGGAAACAUUGUAAAUCCAUACGGUGGCAGAGCAAAAUUCGUUUCUUCUUGGCCUCCACUUUAAAGAAGUUAAAUUUUUCUUUUAGGAGCACAGAAACAUGUUCCCUAAAAGCAUUCCUUUGCUCUGCACUCAUAAAUCAUUCCACGUAUUGUGUAUUCCAUCCGCCUUCAUUGAACUGUGUACCACAUUGUGAUGUAGCUUGUAAACACGCAAAAUAAACAUCGUUUGCAAUGUCCA
Thrips palmi is the source of this 3752-nucleotide messenger RNA. Its product is annotated as facilitated trehalose transporter Tret1-like. Gene Ontology annotation, molecular function: transmembrane transporter activity. NCBI's taxonomy places the organism in Eukaryota, Metazoa, Arthropoda, Insecta, Thysanoptera, Thripidae. The transcript has 7 exons. Gene Ontology annotation, cellular component: membrane. Gene Ontology annotation, biological process: transmembrane transport. The record is from RefSeq and is a predicted model, not a curated record. The coding region runs from base 575 to 2164 and encodes 529 amino acids.